This is a messenger RNA of Akanthomyces muscarius, 234 nucleotides long. RefSeq lists its product as uncharacterized. The transcript is spliced from 2 exons. The coding region runs from base 1 to 234 and encodes 77 amino acids. The record is from RefSeq and is a predicted model, not a curated record. NCBI's taxonomy places the organism in Eukaryota, Fungi, Ascomycota, Sordariomycetes, Hypocreales, Cordycipitaceae.
AUGGACUUGCCUUGCCCACACCCUCUCCGCUUUCCUGUUACCUACCCGUGGUCGUCUCCAUAUUGUCGUCACGUUGGGUUACUCCAAAUCGAGUAUCCCGUCGUCGUCACAUCCUUGAGAUGCUGUGGGGCUGGAGUGCCGGACAACGGAAAGCUUUGGCUGUCCAAGCUUUCAACGUUGAAAUUUCCGCGGUCGCAUCUACUGUCACACGCUAGAUGGAUCCUUGAAGCUUAG